CCGGCGAGCGCCGCUGUCUCCCAGUUCCCCGGAAGCUAUGGCCAAGGUGUGGUGUCAUCAGUGACUGCUGUGUACAGUGCCGUGUGUACUGUGUGUGACUGCUGUGUACAGUGCCGUGUGUACUGUGUGUGACUGCUGUGUACAGUGCCGUGUGUACUGUGUGUGACUGCUGUGUACAGUGCCGUGUAUACUGUGUGUGACUGCUGUGUACAGUGCCGUGUGUACUGUGUGUGACUGCUGUGUACAGUGCCGUGUGUACUGUGUGUGACUGCUGUGUACAGUGCCGUGUGUACUGUGUGUGACUGCUGUGUACAGUGCCGUGUGUACUGUGUGUGACUGCUGUGUACAGUGCCGUGUGUACUGUGUGUGACUGCUGUGUACAGUGCCGUGUGUACUGUGUGUGACUGCUGUGUACAGUGCCGUGUGUACUGUGUGUGACUGCUGUGUACAGUGCCGUGUGUACUGUGUGUGACUGCUGUGUACAGUGCUGUGUGUGACUGCUGUGUACAGUGCCGUGUGUACUGUGUGUGACUGCUGUGUACAGUGCCGUGUGUACUGUGUGUGACUGCUGUGUACAGUGCUGUGUGUGACUGCUGUGUACAGUGCCGUGUGUACUGUGUGUGACUGCUGUGUACAGUGCCGUGUGUACUGUGUGUGACUGCUGUGUACAGUGCCGUGUAUACUGUGCGUGACUGCUGUGUACAGUGUUGUGUGUACUGUGUGUGACUGCUGUGUACAGUGCCGUGUGUACUGUGUGUGACUGCUGUGUACAGUGCCGUGUAUACUGUGCGUGACUGCUGUGUACAGUGUUGUGUGUACUGUGUGUGACUGAGCUGUGUACAGUGCCGUGUAUACUGUGUGUGACUGAGCUGUGUACAGUGCCGUGUAUACUGUGUGUGACUGAGCUGUGUACAGUGCUGUGUGUGACAGCUGUGUACAGUGCUGUGUAUACUGCGUGUAUGUGUGGUGUCAGUGAGUGAGCUGUGUGUAUGGUGACACUACUGUCCUGCUGCUGUGUAUACUGUGUGUGUGGGGUGAGUGACACUGCUGCUGUGUAUACUGUGUGUGUGGGGUGAGUGACACUGCUGUGUAUACUGUGUGUGUGGGGUGAGUGACACUGCUGUGUAUACUGUGUGUGUGGGGUGAGUGACACUGCUGCUGUAGUGUGUGUCACAUCAUGUCGCUGCAGCCGGGUGGCAGCGUGCUGGCUGGGAGGGUAUAGGGCUCUCCCCUGUGUAUUCCCAGUGAUGGGCACAUGCAGGCAGAGACAUACGAGGGAGUGAUGUGAUUUGGGCACAUGGGGGUCACACACUGACAUCGCUGCUGCGGAGUCCCUGAGUUCGGGGUGUAGACGGCUGCUCUCAUGGCUGCUCUGAAGGUUUCUCCCCGGGAUUAGCUGGACACUAUGAUCUCCCAAAGAGACAGAGGGGAUCUGGCCCGCUUCUACACGGUGACUGACCCCAGGAAACACCAGAAAGGCUUCACCAUCUACAGAGUCACUGCCAGGAUUGUGUCCAGGAAGAAUCCGGAAGACGUCCAGGAGAUAGUAAUCUGGAAAAGAUACAGCGACUUCAAGAAAUUGCACCGAGAACUUUGGCAGAUACAUAAGAAUCUCUUCCGACAAACCGAUUUGUUUCCUCCUUUCGCAAAAGCGAAACUGUUUGGGAGGUUUGACGAGUGCGUGGUUGAGGAGCGACGCCAGUGCGCCGAGGAUUUGCUGCAGUUCUCCGCCAACAUCCCGGCUCUCUAUAACAGCGCUCAGCUGGAGGACUUCUUUAAGGGCGGAGAAGUGCAUGAUGGGUCUGAUCUGAUUGGACCAGCAGAACCGUUUGGAGAUUUUCCUGACAGUCUCUCCGACUGUAGCUCUGAAGUGAGGAAAGACUCUUGCGGCCUGGAUGACGUGACCUUCACCAGCCAGUCUGAAUGUGGGGGUCUCUCCAGUGACAGCGACCUGCUCUCGCUCACCGUGGACAUUGACUCUCUGUCCGGAACAGAUGAUGGAAUGGCAUCUAACCAGAUUUCGCCGAGUAAACUGUUCGGUGCGCCUCCGUCCCCGGGAUCCAUAGCGCAGAACUUUCCGGCCUCCAGUCAUGAGGGGGUUAAAGCAGAAGCGGAGAGAGAGAGCCGCAGCCUGUUUGCUGCCAAACUAAAGCAGAAGCUUGGCAAAGCGGAUUACCUGGCGAAGGCCGGCGAGCUAAUCACCUUGGCCAUGAAGAAGGAGACAGAACGGGAAUACGAAGCUGCAUUUGGGUUUUACAGGAAGGGCGUUGAUCUGCUCUUGGAAGGGGUGCAAGGUGAGGCCAGCCCAACGCGGCGCGAAGCGGUGAAGAAGAAGACGGCGGAGUAUUUGAUGCGAGCCGAAACCGUUUCCAGCUUAUGUCUUAAACCCUCAUCAGAGGAGAGCAUGCUCAGUACUCCUCCAGGAGCAGAGAGUUCAAGGCCCUCUUGGAACCCGAGGAGUCCUGCCGAGGAACUGAAGGCCUUCAGAGUCCUUGGGGUGAUUGACAAGGUCCUUCUUGUUCUGGAUACAAAGUCGCAGGAAACCUUUAUAUUAAAAGGUCUGAGGAAGAGCAGCGAGGCGUCUGGGAGCAGAACGGCUGUCAUCCCCCGCUGCGUGCCCAACAUGGUCUGCCUGCACAAGUACAUCAUCUCCGAGGAGUCCGUGUUCCUCGUUUUGCAGCACGCCGAAGGUGGGAAAUUAUGGUCCUACUUAAGUAAGUUUUUAAGCAGGAGCACAGAAGGUAGCUUUGAUGUCCCUCUGGCGAAAAGUUCUCACUCAAUUGAAGACCUAAAACAUCUUGCUCCGUGUCCAGGAAAUAGUGUCGAGUCUCGGGAAAGCAACAUCGGGAACCGGUUUCUCUCGGUUCGUCCGUUGCAGGGUAGCCUGACUCUAAGCUCUCAAGAAGACAGCAGCACGCAGGAUGAGGAAGGACGGGAAAGUCCUCUGAAAUGGGCUGACUCUGCCUCCAGUUCGGAAGAGGAAUGUACCACAAGCUAUUUAACCCUAUGCAAAGAAUACGGGCAGGAGAAAAUUGAGCCCGAAGGUUUGAGCGAUGACCCCUUGCUUAAACUAGGAGAUGGGAACAGCGUCAAAGAUUUAGAUCUAAUGCAAAAACCACUCCCGGGCACAUUCAGUAACCUCGGCUCUACGCUCGCCUUCGAGGAAUUGCAAUUAUUGAAAGAAACCAGCGAACAGGAUACAGUGGGGCCAGUGGAGAUGGCCGAUAUGUUGAGCAAAUCCAGGAACAGCCCAAUGGAAUUCUUCAGGAUAGAUAGCCGGGAGAGCACCAGUGACUUGCUGGGUGGUGAUUUUGUUGAUAAAGCCUACGGCCUAAAGUCAGAGUCCUUCAAACCAAUUUCUCCAUUUCAAGAGGAUGAUGAUGUUGACUGUGAGACUCAAAGCUUAGUUGUUCACAAGCCAAGUGUAGACCGUCAUGACACUAUGAGCCGAGGGUCUAAUGAUUCUGUCCCAGUCAUAUCUCUCAAAGAUGCUGCUAUUGAUAUAGAUAGUAGCAUUGAUGAGGGAAGGCCAGAUUUGCUGGUAAAUCUGCCCGGUGCAGAACCAGUGGACCUGGAACAAAGCUUGAAGAAUGUUUACCUGGAAAGUGAUGUCAUGGACUGCAAGCUUCUGGAAACUCCUGAUGUCUUGCAAGUAAAAAGUAGUUUGGAUCAACUGACUGGACCACAGGAGAACCUGCCUUUGGUUGAAGAAUAUUCACACCCAUCCCAAUGCAUAACGCUAUGUCCGAUCACUGAUGAAAAGGCCUUUCCUGUUGAUUCCAGUGGCCUAGAUUUAAAGCCUGAAGAACCUAUGUUUGGCCAAUCAUCUUCUCCCUCUGCAUCUGAUAAUCCUUCUGUUUUGGAAGCCUCGCAGACACAUGAACAAUUUUCAGGUGUCAACGAGCUUUUCGCUCUUCGUGAUACCCACCAGUCGUCCACCUCUGGACCUCGCAGUGAGCUGGCCGCCAACCUAAUGCAACUUCAGAUCAAAAUUGAGGACACUGAUGAAAUUUGUGAGGGGUGGAGAGAGCAACGAGAAGCUGGGGAGAUACAUAAAAUAUUUCAGGAGCUGGAUGCAAAACUGUCUGAAGCUUCACACUUCUUCAUUCCCGAGUCCUGCAUCCGGAGGUGGGCUGCUGAAAUAGUUACAGCCCUUGACGCCAUACAUCGAGAAGGAAUUGUGUGUCGCGAUUUGAACCCAAACAACAUCUUAUUGAAUGAUAGAGGACACAUCCAGCUAACGUAUUUUAGCAGGUGGACGGAGGUUGAAGAUUCGUGUGACAGCGGCGCGGUGGAAAGAAUGUACUGUGCCCCAGAGAUUGGAGGUAUAGCGGAGGAGACGGAGGCAUGUGACUGGUGGAGCCUCGGUGCACUUCUCUUUGAGCUUCUCACCAGAAAGGCUCUGGUGGACUGUCACCCUGCAGGAAUUAGCUCCCACACCUCGCUCAACAUGCCGGAAUACGUGUCCAGGGAAGCGCGCUCUCUCGUUCAGCAGCUUCUGCAGUUUAACCCUUUGGAGCGGCUGGGAGCUGGGGUUGCCGGUGUGGAAGACAUCAAGUCUCAUCCUUUCUUUACUGGUGUGGACUGGGAAGAGAUUACAAGAUGAAGCUAUAUAUAAUAGGACCUAUGUAGAAGUGGCUUCUUAUAUUUUACAUAUUGCACAGGUAGAACUAUGAAGUUGCGGAGACAUUUGCGUGAUAUGGGAUUGGUGGCUAGUGACAGUGACAUCUCAGCCUUGGCUAGAACAUGGAACGGUGACAUCUCCGCCUUGGCUGACACUUGGAAUGGUGACAUCUCCGCCUUGGCUGAUACUUGGAACGGUGCCAUCUCAGCAUUGGCUGAUACUUGGAACGGUGCCAUCUCCACCUUGGCUGAUACUUGGAACGGUGGCAUCUCCACCUUGACUGAUACUUGGAACGGUGACAUCUCCACCUUGGCUGAUACUUGGAACGGUGACAUCUCAGCGUUGGCUGAUACAUGGAACGGUGACAUCUCAGCAUUGGCUGAUACUUGGAACGGUGACAUCUCAGCAUUGGCUGGUACUUGGAACGGUGACAUCUCAGCAUUGGCUGAUACUUGGAACGGUGACAUCUCAGCGUUGGCUGAUACAUGGAACGGUGACAUGUCCGCUUUUGACAAGUGACGGGACCUAAUACCCUUUAAACAGUUUUGUCAAUGUUGUCUACAAUAAUGGUGCAAGUCUUCUACCUACAGAUAAACUCACAGCCUAAUAAAUGCCCGUAUGACUAAUGGGGAUUAGAGCGUAUAGGAAUGAUGGUAUGCUUUGCAUGUAGUCUGCAGAUGUAUGAAUGUGCCGGACUGUAGAAGCACAUCCUGAUGGCCUUAGGGGAUCGUAUCAUGUUUGCAGGGAAGGGUUUGACGUAUAAGCAAGAGGGAACCAAAGUAAUAUGUGGAAAUUGCACAAUAAAGCCAUCUACUAUGCGUAAUGUGGGUCUCGCUACAUGUCGUCUCCAUACUCCUCAGCUCUCUGGGUCCAAUCCAACCUCUUAUAGGGAAGCCUUUGUCUGCUCCACCUAAGCACCAGAGUUUGCAUUUGUUUGCGUGGAGACCCAUUCUCCGCCAUUUCCAACUACAUUAUAGUUCAUUUCCAAUAGAUCCAUAAAUUGCUGAGGGAAAUCACUUGGCUUAGAUCACUGACAUGACCUAGACUAUUUGUGCAGUGCAAAAGUUCUUAUAUCAGGUUAUUAUAUUAGCUUAUUAUAUAUAUCUUUUUUUUGUCUUUUUUUAACAUGAAGUCUGAGUUUCUUCGGUAAAACAAUGAUCCUGCUACGGGGUGCGGGAACGGUGUAUCUUGUGCUGCACGUGGUAGAUGUUCUGCAUCCUCCCUGUCGAUAUUCCGCACACACAGCAUGUGAGGAGAUCAGUGCCUCCGGGUUCAUUAGGUAUUCCAGCAAUCUGUGGUCGCCCUAGGAGCUCCCCGGAGGAGAGCUGAAGAAUAGCGGUGACCGAAGCGAGAACUGACACCCCGUCCUGCAGUCACACAGGACCUGCAUACAUUAUCAUGCCCAGUAUUUUUAUUUACCUUGUACGUUUUAUUAUAGCUGAUUAAAACAUUUGAUGAUG
Molecule: messenger RNA, 6084 nt
Organism: Pseudophryne corroboree (corroboree frog)
Lineage: Eukaryota; Metazoa; Chordata; Amphibia; Anura; Myobatrachidae
Gene: RPS6KC1
Product: ribosomal protein S6 kinase C1
Exons: 16
Coding region: 1406-4606 (1066 amino acids)
Biological process (GO): protein phosphorylation
Cellular component (GO): early endosome
Molecular function (GO): phosphatidylinositol binding; protein kinase activity; ATP binding
Source: RefSeq, a predicted model, not a curated record